GCCGCGUUGGGCCAAUGAAAAGCGCGGGAAAACGUUGGCGGGAAAGCCUGACUUCUUCUCUAUUGGGAUAAUACUGCCUCCUCUUCUGAGAUAUGGUACUUUUCUUCGCUGCAGGAGUCUAAAGAUUGAAUGGUCAUGAUUCCAGCUUUGUGAAAAAGCUCCCAUGAGUACUCGACAAUCAAAGAGAAAGUGGGAAGAAAAACUGAAGAGCAUUGAGGAACUAUCAUCUUUGUAUAAACGAAGGCCGCUUUGCGAACGUUACAAACCACAACUGUCCAAACCAUGGCAGCCAUCCUCUAUUUGGAAGUUAUUUCAUCGGCAAAACCAAGCAUUUAAUUUUGCAAAAUCCUGUAAAGAGGAUGUCCAUGUAUUUGCUUUGGAAAGAAGUGCCGAAAACAAACAGAGGUUUUAUCUUGUGACAACCUACACAGAGCUUUGGUUUUAUUACAGCAAACAUCGUGAAACCAGUCUUAUGCAUUGUUAUGAAGUUAUUCCAGAAACAGCUGUUUGCAAACUGUACUUUGAUUUGGAAUUCUACAAACCAGCAAAUAAAAGCGCUGAUGGGAAGCAGAUGGUAGCAGGCUUAAUAGAGUUUGUGUGUGAAAAAUUAGAUGAACACUAUGGAGUGAAAUGUUCAGCUGGAGACAUUUUGAAUUUAGAUUCCAGCACUGAAGAGAAAUUUAGUUGCCAUCUCAUAUUUCAACUCCACAAUGCUGCAUUUAAAAAUAACAUUCACAUAGGUAACUUUUUAAGAAGAAUUUUGGAACCUGCUGUUCUUUUAAUUAAGAAUAAAGACGCAGUGGCUGUAGAAAAACAGGUGCUUUCUGCUUCUCGAUGUUCCAAAGUCACCACAGAUUUACCCAAAUGUCUUGAAAACCAGACUGUCUCCAAUAAUGUUCCUUCCACCUGUCAAUUUAAUUCACAGAGAGCAAUGGAAAAAGGGACACCACAAGCGAAAGGAGAAAGAGACCUAUCUUUUCUGAUUAUGAAUGGCAAAGAGGGAGGAAAGCAACUGUUUGUAGAUCUGGGGGUUUAUACUAAGAAUAGAAAUUUUCGGUUAUACAAGUCAUCAAAAGCAGGAAAGUGUGCUGUCCUGGAUAUUGCGGAAGAUAACAAGUUCAUUCCUAAAUCUGUAAAAAAUUCUUCUGUAGAAGAACAGUAUUUUUUGUCCUCUUUGAUCUGUAAUGUAAGAUUUUCAGACUGUUUAAAAAUUAUGACUUUUGACACUCCAGAAGUGAGAAAAGAAAAGUCUGUCUGUUCAAAUGGAAACAUGACCAGUAGCAGUAUAGGGGGAUACCACUGUUCCCCUUAUCCAGAAAUUGAUAACUUUGUCCUGUCCUUAGUCAGUAAAGACAGUGUUCAAGGAGGAAUAAGAAGAUGGAAUUAUUUUUCUCUUGAGCAGCUUCUCGUGUAUGACAUCUUGAACUACCGUUGGUGUAGGAAUAUUGGCAGAGCUCACAAAAGUAACAAUAUAAUGAUUAUAGUAGAUUUGAAACAAGAGAAUUGGUAUCAAAAAUGCCAUGACCCUGUUUGCAGAGCAGAAAACUUCAAAUCAGAAAGUUUUCCUUUACCAAGUGAAGUAUGCCUCCCAUUCCUUUUCAAGGAGGAAGAAGAGUAUGAAUAUAUAAUGGAUGAAUGUGGGAACAUUGAAGAAAAAUCCAAAACAUUUAACCCGACAAUAGACUCAUCAAGCAGCACAUCUUUAGCUGCGUUACAGCAAAUAAGUGACCCAGAUGCUACAAAAAGGUCAAGCCUUGAAUGGGAUGAUGAAGCUGACAUCUUUCUUUUGGAAGCUUCUGAAGAUGUGGAACUUGCAGAGGCUGCUGCUAGUUUUCAGCCUCAGAGGGACUGGAGUGUAGAUGAAAUACCUGAUGAACUCCUAGUAGAUGCUUUACAAAACCAUGAAAUCAAGGAGUAAGUCUGCCAAGGCAUGGCUGAGCAAAGAGUGCACGUAACUGUUGUCAAAUAACCAGCGGUCAAACUAAAUGAUACAAGCUUGUUUGAGUUUGGGGCAAUAUUAUUUCCUGGAUUUUUAAAUGUUACUUUAGCUGCUGGCUUGUGAUGAUAAGCAGAAGCAGCAUUUGCACAAUGUAAACAUGAAUUUCAGGGUAGAAAAUAAGAGUUUAAUUAAACAACUCCCAGACAGUUGGUCAGAGAAA
Messenger RNA from Anolis sagrei ordinatus, 2159 nucleotides. The record is from RefSeq and is a predicted model, not a curated record. Lineage: Eukaryota; Metazoa; Chordata; Lepidosauria; Squamata; Anolidae.